Molecule: messenger RNA, 768 nt
Organism: Parnassius apollo (apollo)
Lineage: Eukaryota; Metazoa; Arthropoda; Insecta; Lepidoptera; Papilionidae
Source: the annotation of a GenBank genome assembly
AUGAUAGGCGACUUAGCUUUUACCGAACUUUGGAGCCUCCAAGAGCUCUAUCUCGACAGCAAUGAAAUAGAAUUUAUUUCCGAAAGAGGUUUUGGUGGACUGAUUCAGUUGCGAAAACUUUCCAUAGCUGACAAUAAGUUGGGAGUUAUAGAUAACAAUGUUUUCGGCGAUGUAAAAAAGUUGAAUGUUUUAGAUUUAAGAAACAAUGAAUUGGAAACCUUAAUAGAGGAAGUCAUGCAAAAUGUUAUUGAAAACUUUAAGUCUAAUUACGCUUUUAUUGCCCUUGGUGGUAACAAAUUGCAUUGCGAUUGUAGUUUAUCUUGGCUACACAAACUAAGUAAUGAAACACGAAGUAGACGCGUCAAAACUGCUCUUGCCCGACUUAGUUGCAUUAGUGAUAUUAAAUUACCUAUUACUAAUUAUUCUAAGUCUGAGAAAAUUAUUGACUCCUCUCACACGUUAAAUUCAAUGACAUAUAAAAAAUCCUUCGAAAAAAUGUAUGAUGAAGGGGAAGGAAAUAUUGAAGAUGAUCCUGUUUACGAAGACACGUUGCAAGACCAAGAAACUGAAAUACCAAGUAAUAAAAUAGAAUACCGGAGAAAAUUAUUGCAGAUACCAGCAGAAAUGUUGCCAUGUCCGAGCAAGUACAGUUUCGAAGCAUCCUUUUCUCCACCAACACAAGACGAAGUAAAAUAUUAUAAAUCAUCUUCAAGUAGAGUAACAGCUUUAGUAACAUAUCUGAUGACAAUUAUUUUUAAUUUGACGUAG